Hymenoscyphus albidus is the source of this 5314-nucleotide messenger RNA. The record is from the annotation of a GenBank genome assembly. NCBI's taxonomy places the organism in Eukaryota, Fungi, Ascomycota, Leotiomycetes, Helotiales, Helotiaceae.
UAUCGCGACACUUUUUUUCCCUUCUGCCACCACCCAUUGCAGAAAACAAUCGCAAUCGGUUUGCCAUAUUUCCACCCUCUUUAAAUGCAAGAUCUACCGACCAUGGCCGCUAAAAUAUACAGAUGGAACGAGAAGGUCAACGCGUAGAAGAAGAAAGAUCAAAACGCUCUAAAUCGAAAUCUAUAACCACUUUUACUCGAGACCCGCCUCUACUUUCCAGCCCUGCGAAAAAAAAGAAGCCUAUUACGAAAGAUAAAUCGGCCGAGUCAGACCCAGAGUACUGGAAAAUCAACAGAAUCCAAGAGGAGAAGAUUAGCAAGGGAACAAUCUGGUACUUGAUCGAUUGGGCAGACCACCCUGUUACUGGAGAGGUUUACCCCAGCAGCUGGGUAUGUUGUAACACUUGCCCCCAGAAAGAACAUUGCGCAUGCUUACUCGUCUUAGGAACCCGCUGCAAACGUUACCGAAACCGCAAUUAGGGAGUGGAAUUUGAGAAAGAUUGCCCAAGAGCCCAAAAGAGAAAAGAGACUGUCGCAAGACCCCUCCUCACCCACUGUCCCAAAUAGUACUAGCAAGCCUGCCGGAGCUGUCAAUCGAAAGAGGAAUAGAAAACGAAGUUUAACUCCUCCGCAGCAAAAGAAGAAACCACGAAAGGCAGGCACAUCGGAAACAGCAAGAUUCCAGUCGGUCUCUCUCGAGAACCACAAUUCGCAAGAGAGACCCACUGAGAUCAAGGAUAGCUACGAGGAGCCAUCGUCAAGUGCGACAUCGGUUCGAGCUGUGUACCAAGCUCGUGUGGAAAUCCCCCCCAUUCCAAAUACCUUCAACCGAGCAGCGUACUCUCCCGUUCCGCUCUCCAGCUCGCAACCCUCGGAAAAGUACUCGCAAAAUCUCUCAGAUACGACCCAGUCACAACUUCAGACUCAAUCGCAAACUUUUGACCAAUUUUCUAGUUCUCAGCAAAAACUCGUGCGAGAGGAAGUCGAAAGUAGUGACGAGGAGUUGCCUCAGCCGCUAGUCAGACGUCCCGCUCGUUCAAGAAAGGUAUUACGAGAAGAAGUAGUCGUAAUUCCAGAUUCGCAAGAUACUGGCUCGUCUCCUACUUUCAAAGCUACCCUUCAAGCCGAUACUAGGUCAAGUGAUUUAUCUGCUGCAGCGCAACACUCAUCUCGCGACGAAGCAACUGUAGCAUUUGAAAGUCAACCCGGGACUGGACCCUUUGCUCUUAAGGCCCCCUCAGGAUCCGUCGAGGACCCAAUCUCUCAUUCUCAACUAUCAGAAUCUCGUCCUCAUUCUUACCCUGGUGUGGAGGUUCCUUCUCAGAGAGAGAAGACUGGACCAGCACUGCGAGUCAAGCCCGUGCAGCAAGAACCGAGUUUGGAAAGUCAGGAAUUUCAAACUCAAGUUCCAUUUUCCACUCAGACAAGCGACAUCACUGAAAGUGGGAAUGGUGAGUUGGUGUUGACAGAGAGGUGAGUCAUUUUCUUUUGUUUAUAAUACUUCCAGCCAUGGUGUCCAGCUGCUUUGGAUAAAUCAUUUGAGUCCAAACCCUUUUAAACAUAGAAAACUAGAAGAGUUUCUAUGUGAACGAAGGAUACGGUUGAUGCUAAAUAUGCUCUCAUUUCAACUCAAGUAGAGUCAAUUUGACAAAAUAUUAGCCAAUUCGCAAGCCCUUUUUUGAGUUCGUGAAUAGCAGACUCGUUUCUGCCUUGGCCCUUGGCUUAUUGUCUCCUUACUUUAUACUUUUGCGGCGAAAUUUCUAACUCAUGUCAGUGACGCUUCUCAUUUCAUCCCAGUCCAAGAAAGUGCUGGCACCGAGUCUCAGCAACGCCAACCAUCAGGCUCGGCUAGUCUCGUGCCAUCCCUUCAAGCUGUAUCUGAGACAGUAUUGAGGUCAUCUGCAUCUGCGCCCCAGUCUUGGUCACAGUCUCAUUCAAUCUCCCGGCCAGUCCUUUUGCAGACUGUGACGAAAGAUAUUGAUAGCCUUCAAGCAAACUGUGACACUGCCUCGGAAUCUUCGCCCACAUCACCGCAACCUAAUUCACCUGUAGCAGUUCGAUCGAGGUCCCAAACGGUACAAUAUCGCCAACAAUCUUCCCCUAUCCAAAGCGACCCGGUCGUGCAACCAAGCUCUGACGCUAGCACAAAGGAUAUCUCUGCAAGACAGAAUUCUUCUAGCUCCGAGUCCCUAUCUCGAGAAGACAAAGGAAAGGUUCCGCAAAGUGGUCUGAUUCAAAGUAUCGAGCGAGCUUCAGAGUCCUUGUCGCCGUCAAAAAUGGAAGACUUCAGCGAUGCAAGCCAGGACACGAGAGCGUUGUUGAAGGCUGCGAGGAUGAAAGCUGUAGAAAAGAGGAUGGCAGAACGUCUGGUCGCAAGAAGUACUUCCACUUUGCCUGCUACACCUCCAGCUCCAGAAGUACCUAGCCAACCACUGCCACUCCGGGAAACUAUACCACCCCCCUCUCCAAAGACUUCCGAAAGAGCUUCUGAGGAGCCAGAGUUCGAUGCGAUACCAAAAACUUUGGUACCGUUGCAAGACGGUGAUUGUCUUAUACCACUGCCUUUAAUGGCAUCUAUUCGGGAUGGCUAUGUCCAAACCAUCAAAAACAAUAAACAAGCCCGACUGGACUUUAUCGAAUAUGGUAAUGAUGCCGAGGUCGUUGAGAGGAUUGAUAUGAUGCUUGACGAAUUAGAGAAGCAAUGCGAUCAUCCAGAUCUCAACGCGGAUGAUUAUACAUCGCAGCGAGAAUUACCACCAGAGAUACAGGGACGGUACGCGGAGACUGUAAGCACAAAGUGCUUCUUCGUUGGCGAACUUAUUAGAGCGAUGCGGGAGUCUGAUAAGCAUCUGGUAAUUCUCUCGAGGCCUGGACGAAUGUUAGAGAUCCUUCAGGGACUUUUGAUCCGCCACCAAUUCUCCAAGCGCGUUGGGGAUGGGAACACCUACCUUCCUACCGCUGGGUCUUUACGAGUUACGCUUCUUGGGCUUGAUUAUGAAGAAAGAGAGGAGCAGAGUCUCGAGCCUGCGUCUUUGGUGGUGGUGUUUAGUCCAAGUUCAAAUUUGAGCCAAUAUUCGGCGUUAAGAAGAAACCCCGCUAGUUUGACGCUAGCGCCGCUGGCUUCGCUUGUUAUCACCCACUCAAUUGAGCAUCUCAACCUGUGUAUCGACCAGGCGACACCCCCCAACGAGAGAUACUUCUUGCUCAUCAAUUUUCUGAGUCAGAUUCAAGACCAAGUCGGUAAACUCGACUCAGAGCAUCCCUUGAUAGAAGAAACCGCCCUCGACCUCGCGGCAUCUAUUAUGGACGAUUCGCAACAACUGCCUGUGUGGGGAAUGCCUCCAAUCGACGUCGCCAGCUUUGCGAGUCGUUCAACACCUGCUCAUCCCAGCAACCAGGUCGCAGGCGCCAUGAUGGGACCUGAUGGCAGUGCAACUAAUAACGAAGUUGCUUCUGCGAAGCGCCAAUUCGUAUGUCACUCUCUUGACCUCACUCGAGUACGAUAGCUGAUGUUUCUAGAACGUGGAAGAGAACGCUGUUGACGCACGAAAGCGACAAAAGUUGUUGGAUGGUCAUGACCAACCUGACAUGACUGCCCCUCUUGCUUCCACGAUGAUUGCCGCCAACACGGAUUGCCCACAACACUCACAACGCGUAAGUUGAUGUUCAUUUCUACUUUCACACGUAAUCUCAUUAAUGAUGGCCUAGAUCCGCGAACUCAUGAAGGCGCUUGAGGAAAAAGACAAGAUCAUCAGUCAAAAGUCAAAGCUAAAUACCAACCUGGGAGCGGAAAUUGUAGACCUCAAGCGCGGUAUCACUAUAAUCUACCCGAAAUUUUACGAAAGCCUCAACGAUGCUAAGAAAUGCUCGCGCGAGGCUGAUGAGUCGAAGAAGAGUGAGGACAUCUUGCGACGCAAGUACGAUGCAUUGGUCUCACAACACGAUCAACUUAAAGCACAAAAGACUGCUGUGGACACCCAACUGGCGGCUGCGCGCGAGGAGUCACGAAACUCGUCUGAUCCACUGGUAGCAGAAAUGAGCCGAGUCAACGAAAAGAACACCGCUUUACAAGCUGAGAUUGAAAAGCUUAAGAAGCAACGAGAGUCUGACGCAAAGGAGCUCGAGUUCAUCCGGAACCAAUACCAGGAUGCUUCUUCAGCAGCUGGUGAAGCGAACGCCAAGAACCGCUCCCUCGAGGCUGAGGUCGUCGAAUUGCGCAAGCGAGCUGAUGAAAAUUCCGUCCUAAUUCAUCAAAUCGCCAAAGACACUGCUGUCGAUCAAUACACCGAUGCUAUCCAUGCUCUUCAAGGAGAAAAUGCCGAGCUAAACAAUGAGCUUAAGCGUGCCUAUGAGGACAGCAGACAACGACGCGUCCGUACGACUAGAGGUGCUUCCACUCCUCGAAGCCCUCGCAUGGCUCCCGGCACUAUGAGUCCUCGUAAUGUUGGUCGUACCAUGGGUGGAAGUCGUGCAGGUUCUCCUGCGCCCGGCGAGCCGAACAGAGGCAACUUCUUUGAGGGGAGUGCUGUCUUUAAGCAACGGGGACGUUUUCAAUGAGGGGCCAGUCGAUGCUUUUGAGGUCUGUGAUCCUCGGCUAUUGUAUGAUGAGCUAACUACGACGAUGCUCUCUGCCUAGCUGCGGUCUCUCAAAUCUCAAUUUUUUGCUUCGGCUUCUUCACUUCUGUGCUUGUUCACCCUCUUAUGGUUUUCCUGUACAAAGUUUGCGGCGGUGACUUUUUUUCUUUUUUCCUUUCCUGUUUGUCAUGAAUGAUGCGAUACUCGAGUAAUCAAGGGAUGGGAACUUUGCAUUGGCCGUUGUCUGGUUAUCAUACCCCCUUCUUCUAUGGGAGGCCUUUUUACAAUUGAGCGGAUGGCUGGCUGGCGUUUCGGGCGUUGCACACUACCAUGGUCCCUUUUGUGUGUUUUUUUCCAGAGACGAUGCAUCAUGAUGGUUCAGAACGUCGGGGAGUUCUUUUUGCGUUAAUUGUGCUUUUUACUUGCACGAUAGAUGGGGGUUUCUGCAAAAUGGUGGUGGUUUCUUGAUAAUGAGGGUUGUUUGCUUGUUAUGCUAUUUUCUUCCCCCAUGGUGAGAUGGAGGGAUUCGAUGGCGUCUAGCUGCGUCCUUCCUUUUCGAGGAUUUGAUAGGUACUGAUGAUGAUGAGGUUGACUGACUGCUAUCUUGCUAUUUACUUUUUCUUUCUUUCCUCCAUGGUGAGAUGGGGGAUUGAUGGAUGGAUGUGAUGGUAUUGUGUAGCUACUUCUUUCAUGAGAUCAUCUUCGGUUUGGACAUAUGUAUGUAAUGGAAUGAAUACAAU